This is a messenger RNA of Pelobates cultripes (western spadefoot toad), 44610 nucleotides long. The record is from the annotation of a GenBank genome assembly. Lineage: Eukaryota; Metazoa; Chordata; Amphibia; Anura; Pelobatidae.
GGGAACCAGGACAUCCAAGCGGUCCAGCCUUCAGCUAGCUUGCAGGUAACCGUAACACAUAUCCUUGGGGAUAUAACUAAAUUAGCAGCUCAUUAUUGAUACUAGUCUUACCCAACUUAAUGCAACACCACUUAAGGAAGUUAAUAGACUUGUUUGGCCUUGCUAGGAAUAGUUUUCGAUCCUUCUGGCUGAAAUGUUUGUUUAAAUGGGCGUAUGAUUAGUCUGAUAAAAAUGACAUUAGCUUAUUGAUUCAUACAGGAAUACUGUCUUAUAUAUAAUCAUUUUCCAUUUUAGCUGAGUAAGCAUUUGGUUGUGGGGGAUGCACAGUGAAUUACACAAAUAACAAUUUUACUUAUGAAGGAGGUGGAGACCAUAUGCAAACACAUGCAAAUAUUGUACGAUAAAGGAUGUGUGACUUCCACCUUUGACAGGUAAUCUAUUUGCCUAGAGACUUUUUAAUCCUAGGCUGAGAUUUUCCUUUGCUGUUUUUUUCAAGCUGCCAUUUGGCUUUUUAUAGUGGAACUGUAAUGCCGAUCUCACCUUUCUUUAAUCGAUACCUCUUCUCUCCCUCUCUCAGGGUCUGUUUUAAUUUCUUCCUAUCUGCUCUAGUUUUCUUUAAAACAUAAGACAACAUAGGGACACCCAUUAUUUGGGGCCACUGCUCAGGGGUGGGGGCCGGGGGAGGGGUGAACGCUAGGUACCCUCUUCAUUUUAAUAUGAUAUGAUAUGAUAACCUUUGACGGUUUGUAACACCCAUGCAUCUGCGGAGAGUUUUUCCCAAUUCUGGAAAAAAAAGGAGAAUACGGCCAGCAGUAACGGUUAAAGUAGGCCCAUAUAACUGAUAGUCUCUUACCUGUGGGGAAUCUUGCGCGGGUUGGUCCGCGACCUCCACGGCCUCUGUCCGAUCCCCUUUGGUAGUAACGGUAUUGUUGCCUUAUGCUCGCUUUCGGGUAGAAUUGUUGUGGGUGUCCCAUAUAGGGGCCUGUUGGCCAAAAUUGGCUGGUGGCAUGGCCCCUUUGAUGACCAGCCCUGGAAAAAACACCCUUGGUGGGGUUGCUACUAAAGACCCUGCGCAGAGGUACAGGCCCUGUUUAGAGAUGUGAACACGCUUACAUGCUUGUUUAAUUCCUUCCUGAAGGACUCUCCAAAAAGAUUUAUCUGUGCCUGUGGGCCUACUUCUUUCGCCCAGGAUCCGCCAGUUUGGGAUCAAUGCGGAAGAGUACUGCACGGCGCUGCUCAGACGAGAGGGCCGCAUUGGUAUUGCCCAUAAAAGAAAACCCUCUUUGGGUUCAUUAUCUAAUGUCAUACGCCCAUUCAUGCACCAUAUCCGCAGUGAAAGAGUCUGCCCGGGCAUAUGCAUCAUCUGUCAGGUACAUUACACGGGCCAGUAGCCCCAUUGCAUCCAUAAGCUUAUCUUGUGCUCCCCUGGAGCUCCUUUCUACCCCUUUGCGAGGGUCAUGACCUCCACGUGCCAUAAAUGCCAGCAUGAGCUGGUCGAACUCAGGCGUAAAAGCCACCUUAUCCAGUAGUGAUGGCCUGGGGCAUUCAGCCUUCAUCCGCUUGUGGACGUGUUUGUCCUGGGGCUUGCGUAUCCAAAGGUGCAUAAACUUAAGGAGGUGUUCUGGUGGAGCCCACUCCCCGGAGCGGGGAUGUCUGAUGUUCCUGGAGUUGAACAUCCUCUGACCUUUAGCAUCCAGAAAAACCUCCUUGUCCUGAGCAGGGGACGCUUUCGUCGUCUCUGCAUCCUCCUUACUCUGGGGCUCACCCAGAAAGGUCUCCCUGAGUCUGAGAGCUCUGCCUUCUCCGCAAGAUGGAGAGGGAGUGAGGCAUAUCUUUUUCCUUGUCCAAGGAAUCAUCCUGGAUAGGCGUGGGGGCCAUAGGCGCUUAUUGCGCUUGAAGGGCGCCUUUCCUUUGCUAUGACCUUUCACUCUCUCUGGAGGAAUCAUUAGACUCAUCUGAGUCGUCCCUGCCUUGGAGCAUUUAGGAGCCGGCUUGAUAGGAUCAGAGGCCGCCGGGAACACUUUGGCCAUAGCCUUCUCCAUGGAUGCGGCCACCGCUGCGUUAAUCAUAACCUGGAGGUCCGUGGGAUUCUGGGUAUCUUCCAUGUUAGGGCUAUAUGUAAAUAUACUGUUAUUGUUAUUUUAUUCGAUAUCUAUUAUGUUUACCGAUCAGCCUGACAAUUGCCCAAUCAGAAAUUUGGGCAUUUGAAUCAGAUAUCAGUAACAUUGUAUCUAUGCUACAUUGUAAGCGGGGAUAGUGAUUUAGUUACUAACGGCAUCCCCGCUGCGCUAGUUAAUAUGUAUUACUGAUCCCUAAGAUACCCUGUGUUUCAAGGACAGAGAAACUUAAUCCUACAUAUCUUUGUGCAUGAAUGGUUUUUGCUAUAAUUGAUUUCAUAUUGGGAGAUAUUACAAAUAUCCCAUAAAUACUAUUAUUAUCAGACACAGAGAUAUUGAGUAGGAUUAUUCUAUCAGGAAUUACCUUCUUUUUUUGUUCUCCUGCUAUGCCGUUAGUAUAAAUGAGCACAUUACCCUUAGCAUUAUACUUACAUAGACACGGCAUUAUAUUCCGAAUGAUUUAGAGGUCUAUUACGUCUCUCCUGCUUACAGUUAAGUUUGUAUUUUGAUGACAGCGUGUCUAAGUGCCUGUCUAUAUAUCCAUACAUACAUUAGCACCAUAGUAGACAUAAAUAUAGAGGUUUUGAUACCUCUCUUCUAUUUUAUUAGGCUAAUUGUAGGCGUAUAUGAAUAUACAUUCUUUUCAUUUAUUUGUGUGUGCUUUUUUUAUUAUUAUUUUCUAUAUAUAGUACUAUUUGAGUUCUUUAGUGUUAGAUAUUUUGUUUUUUCUUGUCCUAUUGGGCUUUGAAAUUAUCAAUUAAACAUUAAGUUUUAAUAUAUAAUUUUGGUUACCUCCUCCACUUCUUUUUUUAUUAUAUCUUUUUAUGUGACAACACUGAAUAAAUGACACUCCGCUACACUGUAAAGUACUAAGUGUACAGCCUGUAUAACAGUGUAAAUUUGCUUGUACCUUGUAACACUAAUGAGUCACAUGACACCGGGGAGGGAAAAUUGCUAAUUGGGCCUAAUUUGGACAUUUCCACUUAGGGGUAUACUCACUUUUGUUGCCAACGGUUUAGACAUUAGUGGCUGUGGGUUGCUAUUUUGACGGGACAGCACAUUUACACUGUUAUACAGGCUGUACACUUACUACUUUACAUUGUAGCAGUGUCAUUUCUCCAGUGUUGUCACAUGAAAAGAUAUAAUAAAAUAAUUAUAAAUAAGACUUUCGGGGAAUAGAAAGCACGGGGAUACAGAGAUAUGGGCACAUGUAUGAAGGCGGAUCCUUCAAAACAUUUGACAAUCUAAAAACCCUGGCACCCCUUACCACGAAAGACGUAUUUAGAUACGUACAACUACGAGACUUCGCCAAAAACCCAGAGGUUAGAGAAGCAGCCCAUACUCAGAUGACGUUCUAUGAACAGCUGUGCAAUGCUGACACCGUACAAAAGGGCUUAAUAACAGCCAUAUACACACAACUCAGCACCCCUGACAAAGACGCUAAAGACCCAAGGUAUAUAAACCAAUGGGAGACAGAUCUGGGUGGGAAACUGGAGGGAGAGGACUCGGUGGACAUAUGGGAAGCGACGGCAAAGACAUCGAUAUGUGUAUUACACCAGGAACAAUCCUACAAAAUGCUCAUGAGAUGGUACACCACACCAGUACAAUUACAUAGAAUGGGGGAAAGCCACGACAGAUACAUGCUGGAAGGGAUGCGGUGGCAAAGGCACCUUCGUGCACAUGUGGUGGGAAUGCCCAGAAACCCGCAAAUAUUGGAAGCACAUACAGACACUACUGAAUGACAUACUGGAGAGACACAUAGAUUUGGACCCCUGGUCCGUCCUGUUGUCCAGACCCAUAGACGGUCUCCCCAGGAAGGAACAACAACUCCUCAAUAAAAUCACACUAGCAGCCAGAAGGGCUCUAGCUCAGGCGCGGCUGAAGCCCACGAUACCCCAUGACGUGAUAGUUAAAAUCAAAGAUACAUAUCUGAUGGACAAACUCACAGCCCAAAUUAGAAACACAGAAAAAUAAUUCCACAAAAUCUGGCAACCCUGGGAAGACUAUGCUAACAAAUAAACUCCCCCAAAAUGGGAAGAGACAGGGGUCCAGGAGGGGGCCUCGAUCCGCCGCGCGCCCCGACAAAAAACACCCCCCACCUGCUCUUCCCAACCUUGCUCCACUCCCCUCCCCACAACUCCCCUCCUCCAAACAGAUUGGAGGAGGUAAUCGACAGAAAAACUGCCCACAAACUCCCCAGUGCCUUAAGCACGCCAUAAAAGAAGAAUCUAAUAGAUGGCAGACGAAAGGGUAGUACUAAACAAAGACGCUGGCACAGCGAACAAUAAGAGAAGCACUACGACCACCCUAAAUUAAGACCCUGCUCCAGGACCUAAACACGAUAACCCUCAGGGCUAGAAGAAAGAACUCGAAAGGGCACCAAAACCCAUGACUGGACUGACAUCCUGGAUAGGGAUGCACAUAGGGCGGGAAGACAAUAAAAGCCACUGUCAGGAACAGACUUACACGACCUUAGUGACCAAUAAUGCAAGAGUCCAAUUCAAACGCAGCAGCGGACAUAAACGACAAACAAAAGCACAAAAUAACAAAUUGCUCUGUACAGAAACACUGACCACUUCAACAAAUGUGAGUCUAUUUAGUAUAGUCUGGAUACGUAUUGCGUAGCUUUGUUUUGUUCUGUUUUGUUAUAUUUUAUCUUUUAUUCGUGGACACGAUAUGCCCACCAAAAUUGCAAAAAAGCGACACUGAGCCACAAACCAGGAAUAUUAUUUAACCUGUAAAACCACUCCUAUUCUGUAACAUGCAAUGUAAAACUUAUUCACAACCGGCCCCUGCGUGAGCCAAUGUAUACUGCAAUGCCGUACUCUGUGUCAAAACAAAAAUAAAGAAUUUAAAAAAGAAAAUAAUAAUUAUAAAUAUGUGAGAGGUGUACUCAUAUAUAUAUAUAUUUGUAGUCGGGGACAAUAAGCCAAAUUAUAGUAGUGGUGGUACAAGUCGGUUGUGGUGUGCUGAAACCAAUGUUCGGGUAGGCCUGUAAAAGAGGGCCCACUAAGUGAAUGCUUAUUAAAGGGAACGGUGGGUGGGCUUAACCAGGAAGUCUUGGCCCAGAGGAAGAGGAGGCCUGUGAAUUUAUAGGCCGGACAAACCCCUCCCACAACUACAGGCUCUGCCUUUCUAUUUGUAGUCGGGACAAUAAGCUGAGUUAUAGUAGUGGUGGUAAAAGUCGGUUGUGGUGUGCCGGAACCGACAUUCGGGUUGGCCUGUAGAAGAGGGCAAAAAGUUUAACAGUUUAAUCCUUAGUACGUGUUGACAUUACAUAACCAGUACUUUAAAUGCCUGCCUCAGUUCCCUGUCCAUUUGAGGGAUAUCUGGUGUAUGCAGACAAUUCCAAUGUCUCAGUUUAUGAUGUGCGCUGGGAUGUUUACUAAAGGCUGCAGAAGUAGUGCUUAUUCUAAAAGAAUGAUCUGAAUAUGAUGAAGGGUCGAAUCAGAGUUUUAUGAAUUGUGUCCUGACGUACAGGAUGAAUUUGAUGUAGUGAAUGGUUAACAUGUAACCUUAAAAGAGAAGCAUAUACCUGUGUAGUCCUUUGAGUGUAGGACAAUUUGGUGUAGUAUGUUGACCGGGCACCAUUUAUUGUUGACAGUAUGUAUGUAUGUCUGCAGGUGGGUAUAAGUUUAAGAGUUUGUAAGCCAAGUUAAGGUUGAGGUGGCAAAAGGAUGUGAAUAUCACUAUGGUAUCCACGGAAUAUGGAUUGACGAUUCAAUAUUCUGAAGUGAACUUAUUAAAAUGGCCAGAGUUCUGGUAUAUAAAUGGUUGGUAUAAGCAAACAGAACCGCAUGUGCUGGCAAUCUACCAUGACCAUGAGAUGAGCUAAUCCAGGAUGAGAUCAAUGAGAUCAAAAAGUAAGUCAGUGACUUAGUUUGUAUUAUGAGCAUCAAGUUUAGUGGAAGCAAAUUGAAUCAGGGAUGCUUGGGAUAUGCAACAUGUCUUCUCCACGUGACCCCUCUUUGGAAGACACUGUCGCCUUGUUAUGCCUCUUUAACCCCUUAAGGACCGAGGACGGUUCAGGACCGUCAUCGGCAUUUUUGCGUUGCCGACCGAUGACGGUCCUGAACCGUCCUAACGGUCAGAGCUACUUACCUGAUCGCCGUCGUUCCCCCGGCGGCGAUCAGUGUGGCUCCGGUUGUGGGGAGACUGCCUGCAGCCCAGGCAGUCUCCCCACGGCAGAUUAGGACCCCUGUGGCCAUGUGAUCGCUUAACACAGCGAUCACAUGGUCACAAUAGGUGUCCAUGUGUCUGCCUGCAGGGGGACUGUCUGUGCUGACAGGCAGUCUCCCUGCAUGUGUAAAAUCAAAAAAUAAAUUAAAGUUAGUGUUAAUAAAAAAAAUAAAAAUAAUUAUAUAUGUGUAUAUAUGAUAUAUAGACAUAUAUUAUACAUAUAUAAUAUAUGUCUAUAUAUCAUAUAUAUAUAAUGUCAUACUAAGUGUAUUUUUAUAUUAAUAUGUACUUAUAUUAAUAUAAAAAUACACUUAUAAUUAAAUUACACACGUAUAUAUAUAAUAUAUAUAAUAACUAUAUAUAUUGUAUAUAUAUAUUAUUAUAAAAUAUAAAUAAUAAGUAAUUUAAAUUAAAUAAAAAAUUUUUUUAAAUAAUAAUAAAAAAUUUAAAAAAAAUUAUAUAGCUAUAUGAAAUUUUAUUCUAACUGUAUUUUAAAAUUAAUAUAUAUAUAUUUAUAUCAAAAUACACUUAGAAUGAAUUUGUAUAUAUAUCUAUGUAUAUAAAAAUAAAUAAAAAUAAGAAAUAUACAUACGUCCAUAUACAAAAUUACAUAAAUAAUUAUAUAAAUAUACACGUAGACUUCAAAUAUAUAAAUAUGCAUAUAUAUUUAAAUUCUACGUGCGUAUUUAUGUAAUAUUUUUACAUAAUUCAGUAAUUUUAUUGAUUGCAAUUUGAGGACCUGCCUGCCAACCCAGGCCGAAAUUCCAGAGAAUUUAAUUUGCUAGCACUGUAUUUUACCCUGUAACGUUCUACGACACCCUAAAACCUGUACAUGGGGGGUACUGUUUUACUCGGGAGACUUCGCUGAACACAAAUAUUAGUGAUUCAAAACAGUAAAACAUAUCACAGCGAUGAUAUUGUAAGUGAAAGUUACUUUUUUUGCAUUUUUCACACACAAACAGCACUUUUACUGAUGAUAUAAUUGUUGUGAUACGUUUUCCAGUUUUUAAACACUAAUAUUUGUGUUUAGCUUUAUGUUCCCAGUAAAAACAAAAUUCCCCAUGUACAGGUUUUAUAGCAUUUUGGAGUUACAAGGUCAAAUAUAUGGUCAAAUAUUUUACUGAAAAUGGCCAGGUUGGCUACGCUUGCCCUUUGAGUAUUUAUGGCAGCUCCAGGAAUGAGAAUUACCCCCAUGAUGGUAUGCUAACAUUUGUAAAGAAGACAACCUUGUUAUAUAUAAAUGGGGGUAUGUCCAGUUUUUUAGUAACCACUUAGUGUGCUCAGGAAAACACUGGCCAAAAUUAGCUCCGGUUCUAGUUUUUACUUUUCUACACACAAAAACAAAUAUGAACGCUAACUUUGGCCAGUGUUUGCGACUAGGUGGCUACUAAAAAAAACUGGACAUACCCCAUAUUGAAUACCCUGGGUUGUCUACUUUAAAAACAAUAUGUACAUGUGGGGUGUUAUUCAGAGAUUUAUGACAGAUAAUAGUGUUACAAUGUCACUAUUGAUAAAUUUUAAAAAUGUAUGUUUUGAAACCGCAAUAUCCUACUUGUACCUAUAGCCCCAUAACAUGCAAAAAAAAGCAAAAAAGCACGUAAACACUAGGUAUUUUUAAACUCAGGACAAAUUUUGAAUCUAUUUAGCAGUUUUUUUCAUUCGCUUUUUGUAGAUGAGUAAAAGAUUUUUCAAGUAAAAGUCAAAAAACAUGUAUUUUUUUCAAUUUUUCAUCAGAUUUUUUUAUUUUUUUAAAUUAAAAUACAUGAGAUUAUAUAAAUAAUGGUAUGUAAAGAAAGCCCCUUUUGUCCUGAAAAAAACAAUAUAUAAUUUGUAUGGGAACAGUAAAUGAGAAAGCGGAAAAUUACAGCCAAACACAAACACCACAAAAGUGUAAAAUAUGCCUGGUCGCAAAUGUACAACAUCGCAAAAACAGUCCAGUCCUUAAGGGUUAAUAUCAGUUCUGAAUUAUUGGUAUGUCUGAGUGCUUAACAGACUUUAUAGUGAUAAAACAUAAUGUCCUUAAACUGGAAAUAAUAUGUUUAAAAAUUAGUCUGUGUAGAUUGAGUCUAAAUGACAUUUUUAGUUACAUAAAUAAAGUUCAUAAAGUUUGUUAAAAUAUCCUGGUAGAAGGCCUGCAUUUGGCCAUAAUUAAAUCUUCUGAAAUGAGUAACUCUUUUGAAAUAGUGGGAGUUAUAAUAUUGAUAUCACAAAGGAAAAAUAUGCAAAAUGAGUAGAUGAUUUAAAUGUUUUUAAUCUGCCAUCUCCUCUUUUCUACUAAACAAUAACUACUUCCUUGCAUUUUUAUAUGAGCUGGUACAGAACUAAAAGUAUGUUGUGUAAUAAUGAAAUAGCAGCUAUGUUUUUUGAAGGGCACAUCUAUAUGAAAUAAAACAUAUUUUGUUAAAGACUGCUUGUAUUCAGAUAAUUUGCUUCAGGUUUACAUCCAACCCGCCCCCCACCCCCUCACCCACACUUAUUUGUAAAAGUAGUCAUCAUGCCCAUCUCCCAGGUAGAAAAGCACUACAAGUAUACUGGUCAUGGCACUAUCCCAUUGUAAAGAUUCAAACCUUUUUAGAACUCAUUGACUUCUUACCUGGAUUUGGCUAGACACAGUGUCCCAUCUCCAGAGUUUACCAAGAUAACAUUGGUAUUUGCUCUCUCUUUCUGUUCCUGCAAUAAGACAGCAGCAGUUAGGAUCUACUCUGUCAAUUGUAUAUGAAAGAAAAUUUCUCACUGUGAAAAAUCAUACCUAAAAUUGGGGGUAUGAAAUCGAUACAGUUAGAUGGGCAGGUCAAAAGGGGCAUGCCGAUGAUAUCAUUUGGGUCACUCCUGCCUUCCUAAAUGGGGAGUCCCAGCAAGAAAAAGUCAGUGUUACAUAGAGAAGAAAAGGGUUAUGGCAGGUUGGUUGGCCAGGUCCUGAAGCACUCACUACAUGGUCCUAGUCUAAUAAUACACUUGCACUGUGCUGGUUGGGGACAGCUCACAGAUAUCCCAGAUUUGGGACACAAGGGAACAAAAUUUGGAUGAUGGAACGGGAUCCUGAAAUCAGGGCAAUUUGAGCAGUGAAGGCUCAGUGACAUGGAAAAUUAUUGUGAAGAAGUAAAUGCCCUUUCAUCCCUAUACUACGUGCAUUCUAUUUGACCUUUGUUUCUAUUAAACAGAAAAAAAAAAAUUCAUAUGGUUUGCUCACAUUAUAACUGAUAUGGUGUUAUUCUGUAUGGCUGACUAUAACCAUAGAGAUUGAUAUUUUGGGAGUGAGUUACAAGUAUAAUAAACUACAUAGAGAACUUUGUCCUCCAGAGUAUGUGGAAAUAAAAGCUUGAAUUUCGUUUAGUUUGGCACCCAUAUGAAAGACGACAGGCGAAAAUGCAUUAUCACCUAUAAUUAUGAUUGUGCAGUAUGAUGAUGAUAGAGUUCAUUUGACAUGGGUCAAGAGAUAUUGUGGUGUUUGGCACAGAGAGAUAUUCUUUAGUGCAGACCUGCCUAAAUAAUUUUAACAAGAAUGCCUUGUAUUGGUUAAACAUUCAUUUAAACAGCAUAUUCAACCAGUUCAGCCAUAAUGUGUACCUACUAUGGUACACAUAAAAUUUCAAAUUCAAACUAUACAUUGUGCUAGAAAAUAAAUAGAUUUUAAAUGUAAUAUUAAUAAUAUGGUUCCACCUCCUCCUGCCAAUCAAAUCCGUGGCAUUAGCACUCUGUGUCAGCAUGCCUUUAUCAGGCAGUCUUCCUGUCAUUGCAGCAGGACUGGAUUAUCCAUAAAGUGGCUGCCUUCAGACUUGGUAGGCCUCUGACUGAGCAUGGAGUUUUGGCUCUGUCCCUGAUCCUGCAACAAGAUUAAAAGCUCUCCCUGCUCUCUGUGCCCAUGGCAGCCAGCCUAACACUGCUUUCUCUGCAGUUUCCUCUUAGUGAGAGGAGCUUGUAGUGGAAAGGGCAUGUUACAUCACUUUGUCUUUCCCAUCAGGCCCCACUCACUAGGACUCUUCAUGUCCUUCAAUCAAACCCAACCAUCCCAAUGCUACCAUGACUCCUUGUGCUCCCAUCACUCCAGUCUCUCCCUCCUUAACCCUCCAUCUGUCCUCCUAUCACUCCAAUACAUAUUUUCCUCUCUGUACUCCCAAUACUCCAAUCCAUUUCUCAUUAUCUUUCUAUUCUCCCAUAGCUCCCAGAAAUCCCUAUACUCCCAUCAGUCUACUCUCUCCCACCCUAUCCACCUAUUACACCAAUCCAUAAUUCCUUUCAUGACCUCCCAUCACUCCAUGGCUUCCUAUCCCCUUCACUCCCUUCCUAUUAUCCCAUCACCCCAAGUCAUCUUUGUUUCCAUCACUAUCAUCCUUCUCUAUGCUCCCAUCACUCCAAUUUAUUCUUUCUCUCCUGUCCUCGCAUCACUCCAAUCCAUCUCUUCCCAACCCCCUCACUCCCUUCCUAUUAUCCCAUCAUUCCCAGCCAUCCUUAUGUUUCCACCGCUACCAUCCUUCUCUAUGCUCUCAUCACUCUAAUCCCUAGCCGCACGGAAAAACCGCCGGGGCUGCACUGAAGGGACCCCACCACCCGAUGGCAAUGAAUUUCGGCCUGGUCAGUGAUGCAGCGCUAUGCGACCGGGCCCCAGUGAUGACGUCCGAGCUGCGAGGAAGCCAUCACUUCCUCCCAGCUAACAGAGCUCUGCGGGGGAGGAGAGGAGGGAGUCAGAGUGGGAGUUCCUGGACUGCCACUGGAUCCUAGGGAAGUCAUUACAUUUUUCUUAACACUUUGCAUGUGUGUGUGCAGGGACGUAUUAGCCGCGUAUUAGCCUAGGGCAGCACAAAACCAGGAUACACCACUGUGUGUGUGAGAGAGAAUGUCUGUAUCAGUAUAUCUGUGUGUAUGUGUAUGUCUGUUUGUGUGUGUGUGUGUCUGUAUGUAUGUCUGUGUGUGUGUAUGUUUGUAUGUGUGUGUUUGUGUCUGUAUGUCUGUAUGUGUGUGUGUGUGUAUAUGUUUGUCUGCAUGUGGGUCUGUCUGUAUCUCUUUGUCUGCAUGUGGGUCUGUAUAUAUAUCUCUUUGUCUGUAUGUGUAUCUGAAUGUUUGUCAGUGUUUCUGUGUAUCUUCAUGCGUGUCUGUAUGUGUAUCUCUCUGUAUGUGUCUGUGUUUGUCUGCAUAUGUGUCUGUAUGUGUAUCUGUAUGUCUCUGUGUAUCUGUGUCUACAUGUGUGUCUGUUUGUGUAUCUGUGCCUACAUGUGUGUCUGUAUGUGUAUCUGUUUGUCUGCAUGUGUGUUUGUAUGUGUAUCUGCAUGUGUGUCAGUGUGUGCCCCUAUGUAUCUGUAUGUGUGUCACUGUUUAUAUCUUUAUAUCUGUAUGAGUGCAAUUCUAUGUAUGUGCAUCUGCAUGUGUGUCUAUAUGUGUUCUAUCAGCAUAUUGUUCUAUCAGGGCUGACCCUUUACUACUGUGUCUAUAUGUGUGUCUGUGUGUGUCCCAAACACGCAAAAUCAAAGCAGGUGGCAGCAUCAGAGGGGUGGGUAUUACAGCACCGUCAAACCCACAGAUUUUCCAAGAUGGCGGCGCUGCACCAAUAAAUCAUAUUUGCCCUGUGAGUGGUUAAUCUGUCAUGAGAGUUUCUCUUUAUUGGAAUUAGACAGUAGUUUAAAAAAAAAUUCAUAAUAAAUAUUCAGUAUUAAGUUGUUUCUUACUUUGCACAUUUUCUUACUUUUAAGUAAAAUAUUUCUGACAUUGCAGCAAAAACAAAGACUAUGAGAACUCUGAGUUUUGCUCACUUGUGCGAUUACAGAGUGAACCUAUACCAUUGCAUAUCAGACUGAUCCCACCCAUAAGGGCAGUCCAGAACAGAAAUGCCUGCAAAUUAUUUCUGCACAAGAGAUACAAGACUCCAAGCUGACAUUGUUUAAAGGAACACUGUAGUGUCAGGAAUAUGAACAUGUAUUUCUAACACUAUAGUGUUUAACUAUUUCGGUCCCCCCCCCCCCCUUAGAUCGCAUGGAAAAGGGUAUUUUACUCACCUUUCCUUCCACACCGUGCCAGUCUAACCACAGCUGGCCCUGCAUGGCUCCGGCUCCAUGGCUGAGAUCAUAGGUCAUGAUGAUCUCAGCCAACUUAAUGCUUUCCCCAUGAAUGCAUUGAGAGGCUAUUGCGCAUGCGUGUUAAAAUGCCGGGCUUCACCAAGAGAUGUAUUGAAUCAAUGCUCUUCUAUAGGGAACGUUCAGCGCCCUUUACAGAGUGUAGAGAUGCUGAACUCCAGUGCACACUGUGCAGCACUGAGAUAGGAAGCACCUCUAGUGUUCAUCUCAGUGACUGCCACUAGAGGUGUUCUUGGGCAGCUAUAUAAACACUGUUUGUUCUCUGGAAAGGAAGUGUUUACAGUGCUAAGACUGCAGGAAAUACAGUAAGCUGUAGUGGUUAUGGUGACUAUAGUGUCACUUUAAAUAAAAUGGUUCAAAGUAGUAUUGACACAUACCUCCCAAGUGUCCCUAUUUAAGAGUGACAUUACCCAUUUUGGGCACAAAUCACUCUGUCAAUCUUUUCUAUCCUAAUGUCUGUCUUUUCUAGGAGCUCCAUACUGUCGUUGUGUCUGAGUGUAUAACAGAGCUCCACUGCAAUAAUACUCACAGUAAAGUGUCUUUAAAGUACAAUUAAUGCGUUAAGAAAUCAGCCUGUGUAAAUAAGAUACAGUGUUCUUGUUUAAAAUUAAAUUUUGGUUGCAUUACUUGUUAUUAGUAAGUCACCUAAAAUUUAUCAUAACAGCCCUGCCCCCAGCCACACCUCUAUUUACACUUCUAAAUUAAAAGUGUCCCUCUUUGUCCAGCUGAAAUCUUAGGAGGUAUGUUCACAAUUUAAUGAUGAUACUUGUACACCAGAAAAAAAGUAUAAAAAUAUUUUCAUCGCAUGGAGCAGAUUGUUCCUUGCACCAUGGCUACUUGGAUGUUUAGAUUUAAUUCCCUACAGUAUACACCUAGCACAAUUUAGUUUUACUGACGGCUGCAUGACUGGGCCUAGACUAAUAAAAAGUACAUGAGCAUAGGUGUAUCCUCUAUGAGUAACAACUCAACAACACAAUUCGUAAACAUUAUUCAGACAUGAAUUAGAUUAAAAUUAUAUAUUUUAUUUGUACCCAGUUACUAUGACACUUUUAUUGUAGACACAUUCCCUUUAAUUUCACAACCUCUCUCUCGGAAUGCCGCUGCUCAUUAGAUUCACUUCAUUAAGUUCAAGCUUUGAAUGAUAUCAUUCAACCACUGGACACACAUUACCAAUUAUUCUCUGUUUUAUAUUUUGUAACUUUGUAAAUCUAAUCACACACCAGUUAGUUAUUUUCCUUCAUUUAAUUGACAUGUGAAUUUGCAGGGCAUUAACACUGAAAUGCUUUUCUGGACAUACUUUUCCAUUAUUAGCUGUGGAUAUAUUGCAGGGCUUGACAAAUUAGUUUGUAAUCUAGGAGCCAGCUAAAGAAGGUAAGAGCCAGUUUAUUUUAAAUUAAAAAAGUUUAGUUUUCAACGAGAAAAAUGCAAUUCUUAAAGGAACACUAUAGUUAUUAAUAAUGCAGUUAUUCUGGCGUCUAUAGCCUGUCUGUAGUUUUUUUCAAUGUAAGCACUACUGUUUCAGAGAAAAGGCAGAGUUUACAUUGCUGCCUAGUAACACGCCUAGUGACAGUCACUCAGACGGCCACUAGAGAGUCUUGUGUCUGACACAAGCUUGCUGAAGUACUUUGUGUCUGGAAACCUGUCACAUUUUAACAGUUUAUAAAAGUGCUGUUUACAAUAGACUAUUCAAAAUCCUUAUUUCCUGUAUGCAGAGGUGAGCAAAAGAGAGAAGAUCCCCUUCUACUAAAGACGGGUGUGCGCCAUAGAAGAGAGAGUCCACUAUCAUCUAUGGAAAGUGGUCACCAGUACUGAUAAUCAAUCAAAGCACUGCAGUUGUAUGUGUAACAUAUGUUUAUACAAUACUCAUUUAAUCUAUUGGUUGGCUGAGUGUAAUAUGAGUGUAACACUGGUAUAGUGGAUAUUAUAAGCAACAUUUGGUGUGGGCACACACUUGCUGAUUGGUUCCUGCAGCCAUAUGUGUUGGCAAAUUGACUAGGACAAAAUAUAGAUAAAAUGUUAACUAUAACGUGUGCCUUGUAAGGACACGGGUGAUACACUAUAUAUAUUCCAUUAAUUUUGGAACAAAUAGAAAAGGACUCUGAAGACACCAUGGUGUCCUUAUCAAAUCUCCCAUUUUCAUUAAUUUUUUUUAAACUCAUACAAUCCAUUCAUUGGCAUGUUAUAACAAAUGACAUAAGGAGUUUCCUAACUUACUAAGUAGUAAACAUGUGAUGAAUAGUUUAAGGUCUUAAUUUAAAAAAUAAAAUCAUAGUGAUCAACAGGAUUUACUAUAUUUUUAGUUACAAAAUGAUUAUUUUCAACAUUAACUGGCGUAUAUAUAGAGUUUGUAGCUUCUUUUGUCAAAUUGCAAUUAAAAAAAACAGGGGUCAGUUUUGCGUAUUGAUAAUUAAGUAUAAUGGUACAAAAUAUGCCACCAUUAUUCAAGGUUGUAUCCAUUAAGCUAUACUAUGUGUGGUUUUUCAUGUGGAAAAGAUGCUUCUCCCUGAAGUUAGCAGCAACUACUUUAGUGAGUAACGGUUGGUAACAUAAGUUAGCUUUUCUCCAUUAAUUGAAAUACCUUUUAAAGGGACAUUCUAAACAUCAUAACGAUCAUAACAUCAUACUUAUUUUAGAGGUGUUGGUGCAAGGUGUCGUUGUGUGCCUCUACCAGACCAGGUACAUAGUAUAUCCCAAUCAAUCCAGCCUUAGGUACCAAUGAUGUGCUGUGAGUUCUGGAUUCUGGGUUCACUGCUGUAGCACUAGUGGAAGUGGUGGCUGUAAAGUGGAUCCCUAAGUCCCCUAACCCUCAGAAAUGAUGCACCCUCUGCAUUCUUUUGUUCUCUAGUACUAUAACAGGUAUAUCUUUCCUCCAUCUCCAGGUGCACGGUUCUCAUUUCCUCUUGUAUCAGGUUUUUAUAAUUAUAUAUUGUUCUGUCUUUAUCCUCUAGUUGUUGCUAUUUCAUCUGUUGCAAGGUUCUGCAGAAAACAUUGUUGUUUUUUUUUUUUUUUUAUUCUUUAUUUAACUGUUAGCAUUGACAUAGCAUGCUGAUUUUCAGAGGUAAUAAUCAUAUCCGUUACAGACAUAACAUUCACAUCCCAUACCAAACCCACUAUCCACACUAGGGCAGACCGCCUCUCCUAAUAAUAAAAACUGUAUUCAUUUUUUGAUGCCCAACCAGUCUUACGGCUGCCUGGAGUACUAAUGCCAACCUACUUCUACAGUAUUAUUCAUCAUUAUACACAAAUAUUUUUUUACUCACUAUUUCAUUUUUAUAAAUGUUAAUAAAAAAAAAUAAAAAAAAAUUCCAAUAGUCUGUAAAAUGUUAUCAAACCUUAAUUAAGGAGGUACAGAUGGCAAAAUAUAAUGAGCAAUUUUCAAUUUAUAAACAUGACGUUACUGUAAAAAAUUACCAGGUUAAAAUAUGCUUAUGCUCUUUAGUAUUUAUUUACCAUUCAAACAACCUAUCAUUAUUACCGUAUAACAGUCUACAUUAAAAUGUAUAAAUAAUACACUCAAACAUAUAAUGUAAUAUAAUAAAUAUUACUAAAUAGAGAACGUGUGAUUAAUUGUUAUGAGUAAAGGAAAUACCAACAAAAACAAGAACAGUCUUUAACGCAGAUGGCCUCCCAAUUAAAGAUAUAAUUAAUAUGAAACCAGUAUUUUAAUUUCUAUGUGAUGAGUUAGCACACAUUACUAAACAGAAAUACCAAUUUACCUAGAAAAGGCUAUCAUUUCCCCCUCUAUGAAAAGGUUCCUAGACUAUGCUAUCAUGUCCGUCUUCACUUCCUGCAGACGAUAAACGAUUAAGUAAAUGGUAUAAAUAGAGAGUUGUCGGCAGAUGUUGCAAUUUAUGCUGUGUAACCGUAAACAACCUUUGUAUUGUAGACUCAAUAAAGUCGGAAGCUCCAAUGUCUUAACUGUUACACCUCCUCUGCUAGUGGUUUUUAAGUCGCUGACACUGUGUUAUGUCUGGGGUGUGGUUUUGUUCUUAAUCCCCUGUUUACAUCCUUUCCCCUUCUCUCACACACACUGUCAGUGGCUUUGCGUGCCUAUGUCUGUCUGACUAGAAUAACGUUUGCACCUGUUCAUAGUAUUGGAAAGAGAAGGCUGUACUAUUAAUCUUUUGUAUGAUUAACUAGCUUUCUGUAAUGAGUGUUUUUAAAUAUAUUUAAAUAUGAUAUAUAUCCUCUCUCUAUAUAUAUAUGCACAAACUAUAUAAAUUAAUAUACAGUAAUUAUUGUUUUAUAAUUAUUACAGUUUAUAUAUUCCAAGUCAUUGAUUGAGUGUGGACCUUGGGCUUUUUUUCUCUAGUCGAUGACUCUCAUGUACCCAAAAACUAGCUAGGGAAUUCUUUGCCCUGAAGCUACUGUUCUUGACAACACAAAUCCUUUGUUUUAUUUUGGUGCAGUGCAGCAUGCUCCAUCAUAAAAUGGCUACCGAAUAACUCCUCUGUACUACUAACUUCUUAUCUGGGGUCUGUGAUUUGCCAGUCCCUGCCUCUCUGCAUCCCGGAAGCUCUCUGACAGAGCUAAACACAGCACGGUCAGCACAAUUCUUGGGACCUCUUACAAAACCAUUGUCCUGUCCUCCCCCACCACACACCCACUAGCAUAAACAAAUGCAGGCUUACACACCCAUAUACAUAGAUACAUAUUCACAGAUACAUACACACAGAUGCAUAUCACCACACUCACAGAUACACUUUCACAAACACAGUGCCAAAUGUAUACAAACACAGAUACACACUGCCACAUACAGAUACACACACACAUACAGCACACACAGAUCCCCACUGUUACACAUAUACACAAAGUGAUACACACUGCCAAACAAAGAUUUACACUGCCACAAACACACAGAUACAUACUGCUAUACAUACUGCUACACAUACACAUACACAGACACCCCCCACAACAUACAUAUAUAAAGGUUAACACACACACAGAUACUGACAAAGAUAUUAUACCCAGGGAGUGCAGGGUUUUCUUCCUUCUUGCAGUCGUAGUAAGUGAUCUGAUAUCACCUUCUCCCACUGAUGUCGUGCAGGAGAGGAAUGAGGUGAAGUGCCCCGCUCAGCCUCAAACUCAGAAUAUAUGUAUAUUGCCCCAAAUAGACUGCUUAGCCCUCUGCUUGUUGAUUCGGGUCCCCGAGUGGCCUGGGCCCAUUACACACGUGUCGCUUGUAAUCCACCCACCCAAUGGCGGUCCUGGCUAAGGCUGGUGGUCUAGAGCUUAGUUCAUUGGUUGAGAGCGAUUAGUUGAUGCUCUCACUCAUUGAGCUGACAUUAGACUGCAUAGCUUAGUUUAGGAGAGCUAACGUAAGCUACUGUUAACUGUUUUUUUUUUUUUUUUAAAGGGACACUCCACUGCACAAAUAACAGAAAUUAAAAUAUGCAUGCAGUUAAUUAUGCAUUUUUAAAUUGGGUAAAUCUAAAAACAUCUUGCAAAAGCUGCAGAUCUCUUGUCUGAACACUUUGCAAGCCCAUACUUUCUGUGGCUGUCUUUGUAAGGCAGGUGCUCUGGGCAAUUGCUUACCAAACCAGGAAGUAACAGGACUGGUUGUCUCCUUGAAUUACAGGUUGGCGUAGCAAGGUUUAUUUAUGAAAGUGCCUAAAUUCUAUUGAAAUGUGCACUUAUUGUUUAAAUUAAAGUAGGAGGACUUGUUCUUCACAGAACAAGCAUGUCAGCAAGUUAAAGUGCUUUACGGGUCCGGAGUGUCCCUUUAAUAUGCCAAUCCAAUACCAUUUUUACAUGACUGUGUUUUCCCCACAAUUGGAAUGUGUCAAUUUAUCAAAGACAUGUUUUGGGUUUUUUUUGUUCCAGUUACACACAACACCAGAUAGCCAAUUUAAUUGUUGUCACUUAAAUAUAAUUACUAAAAAAGAUCCUGACUACAUUGUUUUUGGGAGAUGUAGUGCAAUUAUGUCUGAAAAAGUUCUAAACCGUGUGACCAACAUUUUACUGAUAGCUCAGGAUAAAACCAAAUUGAAAUUAUGUUCUAGGCACACCCUUCAUGACUUGCUUGAAUACCUCUGACUAGUUUUACCAAACCAUCAAUUUUAUUUCAGAUUUAGAAAGGACUUGUUUUGUUGCCCUCAAAUAUGACUUAUGCUCGUCUUCAAAUCUAUGUUAGGAUGUGCCUUGCCUGCACAUGAAGUCUUUUUCAUUAAGCCCUGUUUCUGCAGCACAUUUUAUAGCUUCUCUUAAUAAAAGGCAAUAAACAUCGAGGAGAGCUUUAGGGCUUUUAGCUCCCUUGGUGGAGCACAUGAUACAAGCUGAAAGAGAUAAUAUUGAUAUCUAAAAAUAUGUCCACAGAGAGGUCCUCUGUUUAACAGAAUGUAGUAAUUAAAUAUAGAGGCUUGCAUCGUUCACAGAUUCUAAGCUGAAAACAAUCUUUCCAUGAGGCGAAUUCAAUUAAACACAGUUUUUCGGUGUCAAUCAGAGCAUGUGGUAAUGUUUAAAAAUUGUUUCAGGACCACAUUUAUGAAUGGGUUUGAACAUCUGAAAAGGAUGCAUUUAGAUUUGUUUUACCAAACUGUACAGUCUAUUUCACUAACUUUAUUUGUUGUAAUUUUUUUUUAGUACAUUUAUAGUACAUCCUGUUAAAGUUAUUUUUGAAUAUGUUACCUUCUAAAUUUACAGCAUUUUUCUCCAGCUGUGUUAGAUCCUUUUUUAACUACCUCCUCAUCAUUCCCUUUACAUUUUACCAGUAGCUGUAACUUGCCUUUAAUUUUCUCUGGCCAUCACUUGCUAAUUCCCCCUGCUACAUCUUGUCUCAUAUCCCAUUUAUAACCUUUAGAUUGUAAACUCACGGGUUAUCCAACUAAGCAUUCUGUAUACAAUAGCUCCAAUGGCUAGAUCUAACCUCACAGACAGGGACCUCUUAACAUUUUGCAUUAGUCUGUAUAAAUUCUGCUGCUAUUCUCCCAAUUGUACAGCGCUGCGAAAUAUGUUGGCUCUUCUUAAAUGCCAGUAAUAAUAAUGAUGAUGAGAAGGCAACCUAAGACACCUUUUAAAAGAGAUUCAGUCAAUAUUCCUGAGUAAAUCUGUAAGUUAAAGGACGAAAUAGUUAUCUACAGUUUGUAUUUAUAUUUCAUUUUGUGUGAUGUACCCAUAUAUUUCAUUGGAGAAUCUCUUUCCAUGUCAAUUCAUGAAACUUUGCAAAAUAUAGGGUUUUUCACAUUAUUGCGCUAAAAAGAAGUCAUUCGGUAAAACGGUUGCCCCAAGCACCAUGGAGCACACGACAUGACCUGAAGUAGUUUCAAAAAGGCAAGAGAAUAAAUAGUAAUAUAUUUGCUUAUAGUUACAAAUAGACAGAAUUCCCCUUAGAAAUGAAAGGAACACUCCAAACACCAUAACCACAACACUGGCACCAUCCCAUUAAAAGUCAUAUUUCCUGGGUUCUUGCGGCUGCAGCCCCAACAUACUUCCAGUCUUCACAUGCAGGAAAAUCGGGUUAGCUCUACAAAGCGAACCAGGGCCUUGCCUUACUAGUGUUUCAUAAGAAAGAAUUAAUGCUAAUUCCCUUGAUAAUGGUUGUAAAGAUAUUAGUGUGAUUAAAUAGGUUAUGACUUUUCUGGCUGUGAUAGCAGAAAUUAAACUCUGUCUCUGUGAGCUCGAUCCUAUCCUAACUGGUAUAACCUGACAGUCCUGAAGGUGUGGCUUUAGCAAUAUUUACUAUCAUGAGUGUACUUUGAGGUAUUAUUAUUAUUUUAACCUUCUGAAUGGAUAAGUAAAAAAAAAAAAGUAAGAAUAAUAAACCUGAGAUUUCUGUGAAAAUGUUACUGUCCCACUUAUGUUGAUGAACCUGUACAGAUAUCUUCACCCCACCCUCUUGCAUAAUCGCUUUCUCAGGUUAAUUAAAGCAUGACUAGAGCUUUGUAGUGACUACAUUAGGCAGAUAUUUUCUUGUGGAUACAAAACCAUGUAGUUAUGCAGGAACUUUGCACUAGUUUCUGUGCACUUUAAAGAUAUUUCGAUGGAUUGUUCUGUGUGAUUUUUUUUUUUUAUCACUUUAAAGGAACACUUUAAUCCCUGCAACCCCUUAGUUUGAUGUAGUGGUUAUGACACCAAGAGUGUCCUGGCAUCACCCCUCAACCCCCUCCUCUAGACUGUAAGGCUGUAAGCGCAUCUGAGCAGGGUUCUCAACCUAUUGUUCCUGUAGCAUUUUGUUAUUGUCUGAUUUUUGUUAAAUUUCCCCUUUCUUCUAACAGAAGAGUUGGCGCUAUAUAAAUGCCAAUAAUAUUAAUAACAAUAGUCGAACAGUUUUUGAACAGUUUGACUUCAUACUUCGUGUCCACUGGAUCUUCCACGCCAGCGAGUUGGAACCUCCUAACCAGGAGCAUUUGUUAGCUCAUUAUCUCAGAGCGAUCUUCUGACACUCUCAGCCAAUGAGCUAAUAGAUGUUCCUGCCUAGGCGACAGAACCCAUAAGCACUGCAGAGAGCUGCAGGAUUUAUGGCACUGGGAGUUUUCCUUUCAGUAAAAGCCAGUCCAUGCAUAGGUAAAAUGAUUGGGCAGAAAUAAUAAUAAAUCGUUUGAUUGUUUACUACAACUCCCUGCAUUUUGUGAAUAAAUAUCCAUAUAUACUUAAUGUUAUACAAGCCUGCAUUACCAAGGUAAAAUGAUGGAUGUUUAAAUAUUUAAUCAUGCUUUUUCAAAAUGUUAUAUAUAGGCACAACGCAUUACGUUUAUCAGACAAGCUCCUGUAUGUAUAUUUUAAUAUAUGGUGCUGUUAUAGCACGCCCAUACAAUUGAAGAUGCCCUUCUAGAAUAGUUAUUGUUAAUUUUUUUCCAGUACCUCAUUUUUCACAUUAUUAAAUACAUUGGAGCUCCAGUUCAAAUCCAGUUUUCAUUACUGACCAGUUGUUUAUGACCAGGAUGUAAUAUAGAAUAUAUUUGAGUCAGUAAAAUAGGUAGGCUUUAACUAGAUAUCUUUAGAUCUUUACUGGAGAUGUCUUUUCUGAAAACAAGAACUAAAUAGGGGUUCCCAGCUCAGCGCAGCUCUUUCUAGAAUUGUGAAUUUACAAUACCUUCUUCCCUCUUAUUGUGGCAUAUUUAGCUACGCUGUAUCUUUCUUUGCUCUCUUCUCAGCUAUUAUUAAGACAUUUUAAUAUCGGAUAUUUUCUCUUUAGAAAGACAUUUUAAUUUCUACAAGCUUUGGAAAUCAAAUGACAUCUCUCAUUGCCAUCUUAAGAGUUGCAUCUUAUUUUGGCUAAGACUGCAUUGCAAUACAGAAUAAUGGGCUCAGUAAUGUUUUGAAGGAUAAUUUGUUGGAGAAAGUAUUUUCAGGUUGGGUCAAGAUUGCUAAUUGUUUAGUGCAAGGUAUAAUUUACUUAGUAGGUGUCAAUCAAGGUGAAGCCACUCGUCUUGAAGACAAAUGAUGUCAGCAUGAUAUUUGAAAAUCCCAUGCAGAUGGAAUUUCAUGCAGUGUGCUGUGUCCAUAUCUGAAUGGGUCUGGUUUAGCGAUACAAUGAAGUGUGAUAACAAGGUAUAGGGUGCACCUUAACAUAGGUUUGAAAAGCUGAACUUUUUAAAAUGCGUUAACACGUUAAAUGCAUUAAAGGAUCACUAUAGUGUCAGGAAAACAAACUCGUUUUCCUGACACUAUAUAACCCCUAGAUCCCCCCACCCUUAGGGGCCCCCUCUGGCUGGGCUGAAGGGGUAAAAACCCUUCAGCAACUUACCUUAAUCCUGCGCCGGGCUCCCUCGGCGCUGGUGACCUCUCCUCCCCCGCUGACGUCAGCUCCCAAUAGGAGCGUAAUGCGCAUGCGCAGCAAGAGCCGCGUGCGCAUUCAAACAGUCCAUAGGAAAGCAUUUCUCAAUGCUUUCCUAUGGACGUUCUGCACGCUGGAUGCAAUUUCAUUGAGCUGAAGUGGUCUGGGUGACUUCAUUUUAAUUUUUCAUUUUUUCAUUUUAAUUUUUACAGUACAAUAAAGGAUUUGUAAAAUUUUUGACUAAGGCUUUUAGGCUGAAUUCCCCUUUGUAGAAUCCAAUAUGAAUAUGCUGUUGCCUGCAUUGAUUGCUUUAUAAUUUAUCACCAAUGUGAAAAUGUAAUGAUUUCAAGUAAGAAAUCUGUGAGUUUACCUAUGUCUGGGUUAAGCCAAAGAAGAAAACGGAUUAACAUAGGGACCAAAAUAAACAUUGGUACAUAUCCUAAAAGUAAUUCUUAUUUCUGACAUCACCAACAUGCUACACAUGGCAGCCCACAUGUUUAGAUGAUAACUUAUAAACCUGGAGAUGAGAUAUUAGCAUUUUAUUAAAUAAAUUAUAUACUAGUCUACACUGCUAAUGCAGUCAGUACAUACCUAGGACUAUUUAUAGGCUUUUUGCUGUAAACACUGUCUUUUCAGAGAAAAUGCAGUGUUUACAUUACAGCCUAGUAAUAACUCCACUGGCCACUCCUUAGAUGGCUGCUGGAGGUGCUUCCUGGGGCAGUGUCACGGUGCCGCUGGCUUCUGUCGGCGUGACCGCACUGAAAACCAGUGGUCACACCGACAGAAAUAACAAACAUUUACUCGCGUCAGAUCAAGACCUGACCUCCUUUCAUCUCUGUUCCCAGCGUGUGCGGCGUUUUUAGAGACACCGGCCGCUGCAGUUCCAGUUCUAUUAAAGAAAUACCUCUUGCCCAUAUUAAAGAUGGCGUUUACGUGCUUGCAGCGUCGCGUCAUUGACAUGCACGCACGUUUUGGGGUCAGAGGUCACAUAUAAGCCAAUUACAGCUCUAGGAGGGUUAUUUAAACCCAAAUUACCUUUUGAUCACUGCCCUGACGUGGUUUCCCUUAGUAGGUCAUCCGAGAGUGUGUUCCUGAGCAUUUAUUUCUGGUUUCUGACUUUUUCUUCAUUUUGACUUCCCUGUAUUCUGGUAUCCCUGACUUUUGGCUUUCAUCAUUGUGUCUCCUUCUGUGUCCCUGACCUCGGAAAGCAUUCUGACUAUUCUCUGGUACGUUAAGUCCGGCCAUUCUAAGGCCCGGUAAGACGUUACCUUUAGUCUUAGGUGUGAUAUAAUUCUGCGUGCUGGGUCUACUAGUAAUCCUGACAGGCAGUGCUGCCUAGUAUGCAUCACAAUAUUCAGUGUCUCCACCCUCUGCAUGCAGAAACUGAACUUUGCUCAUAGAGAUGCAUAGAUUCAAUCCAGCUCUAUGAGGAGAUGCUGAUUGGCCAUGGCUGUAUUUGACUUGUGCUGGCUCUGUCCCUGAUCUGACUCAUUGACAGUCUCAGCCAAUCCUAUGGCUAAGCAUUGUGAUUGGCUCAGACCACCACUUCUGAUGGUGUCAGAGGUCAGAUGCGGUUAAGAGACAGAUAUAAGUAGAGGCAGCAGCUCCAGACUUGAAUACACGUAAGAUUGGUCUAUAUUUAGGGAGGCAAGAGGGGGCCAGGGGGUCUAGAUGGUGAUUUUAACACUAUAGAGUCAGGAAUACAUGUUUAUGUUCCUGACCCUAUAGUGUGCCUUUAACUAGCCACAAAAUUUAGUAACAGAGCAAAUAGCCAAAGUUAAGAACUAAACUUGCCGUUGUUUUCUUUAGUUUUCACAUACAAGUAUGUUGUUGUGACACAAGAUAUGUUAACCACUUCCUGACCAAAGACAGAAAUUUUUUUGUCAAUCUUGUCCUUGUGUUAAGGACCCUUGACGGAAAAUUUCAGAUAUUUACUAAAGUUAACUCCAGAUCGCCAUAACCAUGGCGAUCGCUGGGUUAGCGCUUCUCCGGUCUGCCUCGGUAUUCAAGGCAUAACAGGAGCACCGAUCGCGCUAUCCCUGCAGCUGUGAUCGCUCUGACAGCAUGCCUCCCUGUUCUUCUUUAAUAAUGUUUUAAAAAGUAAAAAAAAAUCUUACCCCCCUUUACCCAGUCCUAAUAAAAAUUAACCCCUUCUCUGUCAGUUAAUCACUGCUUACAGUCAUCAAAAUACAGAUCACCGUCUUGUACCGUCAUCUGAUAUUAUUUUGUAACCCCUGAGGGUUAACUUUUAUUUAUUUUUUAACUCUCGGGUGUUCAAUUUAUUUCCUGAUAUAUUUAUUUGCCACAUGCCAUUUUGUAAAUUAAACCAGCUAGAUAAGAUAUUUACUCCAACUGUUCUUGCCGUCGGUUCAGAAUAAAGGGCCAUAAUAGCUCCAUGGAUCCAACCCAUGAAUCCAAAGGAGGUCAAUAUUACGUCUAGGAAUCUCCAGCUGACCCUGUCAAAGGCCUUCUCAGCGUCUAAUGACAGGGUCAGCAAUGGAAUCUCCUGACAUUCUGUUCUAUCCAAUAUAUCCAGAAUUCUUCUGGUACAGCUAUCCGAGGGUUUGCCCGGAAUUAAGCCGACCUGAUUCGGAUGGAUGACUUUUUCGAUAAGUGGUUUUAAUCUAUAUGUUAAGAUUGCUGCAUAUAUUUUCAUAUCUAUAUUUAUUAAAGAUAUCGGUCUGUAAUUACUAACAUCUCUUUCAUAUUUAUUAGGUUUUAAUAUUGGUAAGAUGUUAGCCUGUAAUAACUCUUUUAGAGUUUUAGCUUUUUUAGCCAUUUCAUUAAAAGGGCUGUUAAAGGAGAAGCUAUUUCUUUUUUCAUGAUCUUAUAAUAAAAGUUGCUAUAUCCAUCCGGACCAAGGGUUUUAAAUAAUUCUUAUCUAUCAAUCCCUCUUUCCUUUAUAUUAGGCGUAAACUCGAAGUUAAGCAGAUUAAGAUCGGGAUUAGAAAUUAUGGGGAUUUCUGUGUCAGCUAGAUAUUUGUUCAUUAUCUGAAACUGCACCAAGAUUAUACAAAUUACUGGGUGGGGCCGGACCGCCAUGCUGCAAAGUCGUAUAACAGAGAAGCUCCUGAAACUUCUUAGGUUUUCAGCCCAUAAAAACUGAAACGAUACCCACCUGACAACUGGAAGCUGUGGCCCAGUGCAAGAAGGCAUCCUGGCUCCGAGGAGAGUCUUGCCGACUGGGUUUAGUCCCUUGGAGGGGUGCUCUCCGUCGUCCAUAAUGGGGAUCACUCGGGCGGUGAGUGAGGUGGACGGCUGCUGCCCCACUAUCCCGACUAACAGUGCCAUGCCAGAAGCACGAAGCGGAGUGGACCUGGCCCCUUCCCCCUCCCACCCCCAUGGACCGGGGGGGUGAUCCCAGUCCACACCCUGGGGCCCCAGGAGGUGAAAAGAUACUGGCAUACAAAGCUGUGGCAGUGUCCACCCGAGGAUCAGAGACCGCACCCAAAAUGGCGGAGACCGCAUAGCGAUCUACCAGAAGAGAGACCAAUGAUCCCAUCACACCGGCACAUAGCCAGUGCAGGCCGAAUAAAUACCUACAGGUGCCCGCUAAGAAGCAACUCAGAACCCAGGCUCCAAGCCUGGAACGAGCCAGGUCUGGGAGGAAGAACCGGAGAUGCAUUAAGCCACCGCAUGCAGUGCUACAGAGAUCAACGGAGGCUGAUUCCCUGUCUGGGAAUUUGCCUUACUGAUAAUUUCAAGCAGUCUAAUAAGAUACCCCCAGACGGGAAGCCUAGCAUAAUAAGAAUAUUGAAGCGUCUGCCUACUCAGAGAUAACUACUCCUUCACUCAUUCAUUCAUUAAGCGUCUGAUACACUUCUAUUAACAUGGUCAAUAGAUAAGCCUAUACACAUUCUUAUACACAUGCGCUGACCUACACAACUCUACUGUUUACUCACAUUAAAUUUGUAAAAUGUGCACAGUUUCUUCAUGCCAGUUGUAUUUAUAUGUAUACAGAAACCCUGGCAUUAGCUGUUGUGGCAUUGCUGGCGUACAUGUAACCUGUAUAAUCCAUGCAUGACAAAAUAAAGAAUAAAAAAAAAAAAAAGAUAAUACAAAUUACUAUAAAAUUCAUUGAAUAUUUGGCCGAUUUUUCAGGGAAGGAGUACAAUUAUCCAACAAAUUAUUUACCCUCUUUGAUGUAUUUUGUUUCUUUAAUUUCUUUGUUAAAUUUUUACUGGCUCUCUUUCCCUGGUAAUAGGUAUUUAAUCUCCGUUUAUGAAUAGUUUUUUUUAUCUUUUAUUCUGUUUUUCUAUUGAUUUUAUUUUGUAAUUCUGAUAACGUUAACAUAAGUUGGUUAGAUGGUUGAUAUGACAGUGGCACAUAUCAAGUGUAAGAAAUACUCAGCAGAAAUGCAACAAGUAUGUAAAGAUGCAAUUUUAUUCCGCUCACCACUAAAAUUAGCAUAAAUUGGUGAAAAAAUUGUGACAAGUUAAGGCACAAUACAUGCUCUGGGGUGUCUGCUUUAUCAAAUGAAAGCCCUUUGUGGGGUUAUUUGAACAGUCACACUGCUAUAAUACCCCAAAAUGAGACAUAGGCCCGUCAAAUCCAUCUAUGAAUAUUCUAACUAUAGAAACUGAAAUAGUCUUGUCUCUUAUAUGGCAUUGUAUAUUCACAGAAUAGUGCCAAAGGCAUACGAUGGGGGUAUCGUUAUACUCAGCAUUUGUAGCUGAACACAAUAUGGGGUUCUGUGCAGGAAUAGCACAAACCAGUUUUACGAAAUACACAUUAUAAAUACCUUGUUACAUGUGUAUAUGUCAAAAUAGAGAAAAAAAACACAAUUUUACUCCAAUAUUUGGCAGAGAUUGGCGAUGAAAUGGCUACGUUAAAAGUGUCAAAAUAACCUUGGGUAAAUAGCUGGUGAUACCUACUUUACAUAUAUAUAUAAAAAUUACAAUAAAAAAAAAUAUUAAUGAUAUAAAAAAUAAAUAAAUAAUAAUUUUAAAAAAUUAUAAAAAUGCCCACCUCCCAGCAAGGCUCUGCAUCACACACACACACUGCACUCAUGCACACUCACACACUGCAUUCAUACACACUCACACACUGCAUUCAUACACACACACACACUGCAUUCAUACACACACACACAUACUGUAUUCAUACACACACACACACACACACUGUAUUCAUACACACACUGCAUUCAUACAAACACACUGCAUUAUAUACACACACACACACUGCAUUCAUUAUGUACACACACUGUAAAUAAAUAUUCAAUUAAUAUAAUUUUUUGGGAUCUAAUUUUAAUUUUAUUUAGAAAGUUACCAAUAGCUGCUGCAUUUCCCACCCUAGUCUUAUACUCAAUUCAGUAAGUUUUCCCAGUUUUGGGGGGUAAAAUUAGGGGUCUCGACUUAUAUUCGGGUCGACUUAUACUCGAGUAUAUACGGUAAUAUGUGUUGUAAUAAAUGACAGAGAUGCCAAUUGCGUUUGAACACAACCAGCAAAAGAUGCAAAAAGAGCCUGUGUCCUUAGGGGUAAGAGAAGCUUUUGAAGCUGUGUCAUUAAGGGGUUAAUUAUUCAAACUAAACCCUGUACACAUCUCCAUUGCCUUAAUUCUGUUUAGCAAUUAUUACUACACACGUAAGAACAGUUUGUGCAUUGCCUUUGGCUUUUGUUUCAGAGAUUCAUAUAGAAUAGGGGACCUUGCAUAACAAUGUGACUAUCCCAAAUGUAAUAAACUGUUUAAUGUUUUGUUAAAGGAGCAGUGAUACACAUUAAAAUUUUUAAACAUUAAAAUGCAUGAGAUAGCAUGAGAAACAUAAUUAAGAAGAAAUGGGUGAUGAUCACCAAUCAUGGAAUGAAAAAUAUAAGUUAUACUUUAAGUUAUGUUAUUCUUUAGAUUAUUUUACUGUACCUUUUUGAACCACAUGCGAAAUAUCAGGUCAUUUCAUAGUAUAUGAUGUGCUCAUCAUUUCCUUGUCUGUCGCUUGACACAUUAUUAAGUUGUCUUCCUAAUCCUGAUAAGGACUGGAAUUAAAAGCCACUUUACCUACGAUAAGAUGUCUCAAGGUUUGUUCUCAGGUAACCUAGAAAUAUCAGCAUUUUUGUAAAUUUUGCGGGUGCCUUGAAGAACCGUAAAGCUACCAUUAUUACAUUGUUACGAUGGAUUAGGCAAAUUGCUACAUUAAAAUAUAAUUGUUACAGUCUAAUGUACAAGAUCAGCAAUAGAGGAACCGGUAAAACAGCUUUGCAAGCAAUAUACAAUUGUAAAGGCGUAAUCUGGCUACACUGCAGUACAGGCUUAAAUAUUUUUUAUAUUAUUGCGUGUAAAAUGGGAAAAGAUAAAUUAUAAAAAAUAUCUUCUCUUUCCCGUAUCAGUGCACAUUAGGUAAGGGGUUCCAAUUUUAUGUCUAAAAAAACAAAAGACAGCAAAUGUGGUAAAGCAACCUUGUCAUUUAUAUUUUCUCCCGGCCCUCUGCCUUUUUUCCCCCUCCUAUUUAACCCCCAAUUCUGUUUGUUUGCCCGGAGUCUGGUUUUAUUUGACACCACCAUCUUUGAAUUUCGAUCCCUAGAACUCUCCCCUCUGCCCUUUUCAUGUAUAUGUGGAGCACCUUAAACACUGCCCCAACCUUUUUUAUUGAUGGUGUGAUGCUGCGAGUCAACGUCGUGAGAAGGUGACAUGAAACUGUGGAAGAUAAAGUGUUUUGACAUCAAAUGACAUGGAGCUUGACUGAAGCGUCAACAUUUUUCAACAUGUCAUUUAUACCCAAGAAAAAGCAGUCUCUAAGGCAAGCAUGUCAAACUCAAAGUUUGGAUCGGGCCACAUAAAUAAGGUUUAAGUUGAUGUGGGCCGCAAAAAAAAACAAAAACGUAAAUUUUCAUAGAAACGUAGGUUUAUUUUAAAAAGUACAGUAUAAACAGCCCACCAGCAUCCCCCUCUACUAAACCACAGCACCCCCCUCUACUAAAUCCCAGCCACCCUCUACUAAAUCCCAGGCCCCCUCUACUAAACCACAGCACCUCUACCACCCUGUGCCAAAUCUGAUCCUCCCGCUGACACACACACAUAUUCACUGACAGACACACACACAUACUCACAGACAGACACACACACAUACUCACUGACAGACACACACACACACACUGACAGACACACACAUACAUACUCACUGACAGACACACACACACACACUGACAGACACACACAUACAUACUCACUGACAGACACACACACACACACUGACAGACACACACAAACAUACUAACAGGCACACACACACACACUGACAGACACACACACAUGCUCACAGACAGACACAUACAUACAGACACACUGACAGACACACAUACUCACUGACAGACACACACACUCACUGACAGACACACACACACAGUCAUACUUGCUGACAGACACACACAGACACAUACAGACAGACAGACACACACACUGACACACACUGACACACACACUUACACAUUCUUGCAUACACAUACUUUUCUUUAUUGCUCCUUACCUUAUAGAGCUGAUGUGGGGCAUCUCCCUGUGGUCCUUCCUGCUCCUCACUGCUCCCUCGCGUGGUUUAGUGAUGCCGGGUGCCAGAAUAUUACGACGCCCAGCUUCACUUCAGACGGCGCACGCGAGGGAGCUGUGAGGAGCAGGAACACUGUGCGCCCUCGCUGGCCCUCUUCCCUGGCCGGGUAAGUGUUAGCAGAAUAGGCACCUGCAAUAUGGGAAAAGCAGGUGCCUACUCUGCUAUAACACCAGCAUGUACUCGCGGUUCGCCGGUUUGACAUGCUUGCUCUAAGGUAUCGUUUUUUUGUUUUGUUUUUUUAACAAAACAAAACAAAACAAGAAAAACUGAGGUUCCCAUAUGCACAAAAAUGCAACAUAAUAAAGGAUAAAAAAGGGACAGAGCCACUUAAAUAUUCUAACAAACCUUUAACCCCUUAGUGACCAGACCGUUUUUCAAUUUUCUUACAGUUAAGGACCAGGGCUCUUUUUACAUUUCUGUGCUGUUUUUUGUUUAGCUGUAAUUUUCCUCUUACUCAAUUACUGUACCCACACAUAUAAUAUACCGUUUUUUUUGCCAUUAAAUGGUCUUUAUAAAGAUAGCAUUAUUUUCAUCAUAUAUAAUUUACUGUAAAAAAAAAAAAAAAAUUAUAAAACUUGACGCAGACGUAUCAGGUACAUCCGGGGUCGUUAAAGACCAUUUUUUGCCGGAUGUACCUGAUACGUCCUUGGUCACUAAGUGGUUAAAGGAACACCAUAGUAUUAGGAAUACAAAUGCUAUAGUGGCCGUUAAGAAGACCAGAGAAAAAAAGGAUCUUUUACUUCUCUUAUCUCCCUUGGAGUACCAGUCUCCGUGUUGUUGCCCUGUCUCCUUGACAGAGAAUCAUAGAUGAUCUCAACCAAUCCAAUGAUUGACCAUGGUAAAGCAUUGGAAGCCUAGUACUCAUGCACGGAAAAACACCGCACUUCACCAAUCAGCCAGUCUCUCUGAAUGCCUACUGUGUUAAAGAUGUAAUAAUUUUAUUUGCAACGUGAUGUAUGAAAAGUAUGCCACUUAUCUAUACUGCGUCCUGUGAUAUGAGAUUAGUGUUCUGCCAUCUUUGGUCAUUUUCAACAAACACUGGUAAAAUGUAUAAGUGUAUCAUAGAAUACACGCGUCUGGAUGCUCAACUAACAUGCCCUCUAUGCAGGGAUGUAUUUACCACAAGGCAAACAAGGCAUUUGCCUAGGGCGGCACUUUCAAGGGGGCGCCAAAAAAUGCCACCCCAAGCUCCCAGACAAAUGCCUUGUUUGCCUCGUGUUCUGGGGCUGUCCACCUUACUGGGAGUGAGUGAAUGUAGUGGUCAGUGUGUGUCUGUGAGUGAGAAUGGGUGUGCCUGUGAGUGUGUGUAUGUCAUUUUAAGUGUAUCUGAGAGUGUGUGCCUGUCAGUACAAGUGUGUGUUGGUUAAAAAGUGUGUGCCAAUGACUGAAUGUGUGUGCCAAUGACUGUGUUUCUGUCAGUGAGUGUAUAUCAGUGCAUGUAUCAAUGAGGGCAUGUGUCUGUCAGUCAAAAAAAGGGCCUUGGCUCGAAUUAGGGGGGCAAAUUUAGAUUUUGAGAGUGCCCGAAUUUAGUCGUGCCUAGGGCAGCACAAAUCCAAAAUACACCACUGCCUCUACGCAAUACAGAAUUAUGUCAUUGAUAACCAGCCUCAGAGGUACGAAUUGAAGAGGCUUUUAAAACAAAAAAUACAUAAAAAAAUACUUUCUAUAUUUGAACAUUGUGCUAAUAGCAAAACCACCUCAGAUGAUCUCAUCAAAAAGGAACUACCACUUGCCUGUGAAUUCCACCUUGAAUAAAACAUUGAAGAAAAUCACCUAUAUUUUCUGUUAACAUUCUUUUAUAUGAUGCUCUGACGUCUCUUAAACAUUUUAAUUGAUAUUGCAAAUCAGUUCAAUCCAGGGCACACAUACAUUAGAAGAGGAAAUAUAAAACAUUGUUUCUGUUUCUCCCUUUCUCAUUUUGCUCUCUCUGUGCUGACCGAGAGGUGCAAAAGACCGCUCUUAUAACAGUGUUUGGUAGGGAGCCAACACAGAGUUCAAGGAUAGAGGUAAAUACAGCAGUGUGGAUUGCUACAUUUAAUUUUAAUUUUCUUACAUUAUAAAGUACAAAUUUAUUACAUACAGGCAAUAAGUACUAACUAUACAAAAUAUAAAAAAAUAAAAAAAAUAAAAAUAUUGCCACCUACGCUAGUGAAGGUACUGAUACAACACAGUUCAUGCAAAAAAAAAAAAUGUGUUAAAAAAAGCUAAAAAGCUUUCACUUGUUUUUGCUAAUUUCCCCAAUGAGCUAACCAUGAAACUAUGCAAAAUAGUAACCCUUUAACAAGCGUGUCAAACUCAAAGGCUAGCACGGGCCAAAUAAACUAGUUUUUUUUGCAGUCCACAUCAAUUAAACCUUAACAGAAAAAUUACACUUUCAUAGAAACGUAGGUUUAUUUUGAGAAGUACAAUAUAAAAAAAAAACAGCUUCCCCUUUUUAAACCUCAACUCCCUCCUCUACUAAACCCCAGCUCCCCUCUAUGCUCCCCCCUAUGCUAAAUCCCAGUCCCCCUCUCUAUACUAAAGUCCAGUUGCCCUCUCUACUGCAUCCCAGCACCCCCCUCUACUAAACCCUGGCCCCUGUUUAAAAAAACAACAUUAGCCAACAGGCAGACUCACAUUGCCGCUGCCAGUAUGCAACUCUGGAGUCCAACCUCUGUUAUACUCCCAAAGACGCUGUCUGCACCCUGUGCCAAAGGGGAUCCUCCUGCUAAUCCUGACGUGGUGUUGCGUGCCUCCAGGUCCUCCACUGUCCAGCCGUGGCCAUUACAACACUGACCAACGAAUACUCACUGACAGACACACUUACUGACAGACACAAACACUGACAGACACACACCCACUGACAGACACACACACACACACUCAAUGACAAACACACACUCACUGACAGACAGACAUACACACACUGACAUAUUUACCAAUAUGGAUACCGCCCUCUCCUGGAAUGCAACCGGGUCUGAGGUUGGCCAAUCUUCACAAUAUGAUUUGCAAAAAAGUAAUGAUGGUCCAGGCACUCAAGUACAAUCCAGUGGGCAGAUUUAUUGAGCAACAUAGAAACAACAUUUCGAUUUUGCUCCAAUAAAUCUGUCCACUGGAUUGAACUUGAGUGCCUGGACCAUCAUUACUUUUUUUACAACACACACACUGACAGACAGACACACACUGAUAGACAAACACAUUUACACAUUCUUGCACACACUCACAAAUCAUUUUAUUUAUUUCUCCCUACCUUUGGGAGCUGGUGUAGGGCCUCUCCCUGGGGGCCAGUGGUGAUCGUCUCUGUGGAGAUCUCCCUCCUGUUCCUCACUGCUCCCUCACACAAGCAGUUUAGUCAUGCCAUGCCGGAAUUAACUCAUAUUCCGACACAUGGCAUCCCUACAGAGGGAGCAGUGAGGAGCAGGAAGAACAGACUGAGCUCCCUCGCUGUCGCCAGCGUACUCUCCUCCCGGCCGGGUAAAUUUUAGCAGAGGAGGCACCUGCAAUGUAGGGAUGGCAGGUGCCUACUCUGCCUUAACAGCAAGCUGGGCCGCAAAGAUUUUCAUUGUGGGCCACGAGUUUGACAUGCUUGCUUUAAAAGAACCCCUAUGCCUAUGCGUGAAAGCAUUUAGGGACUUGUAGUGACCAGUUGAGGAUACCAAACUGUAGUCUGUUUACCUUUAAUUGUCUUAAUUUAAAGAUUUUACAAACUGAGUGAUCACUUGUAUCAUUUAAGUUAUAUUGUUCAAAUCAAUAGUGUGACUCUGCUAGAACCAGAAUGACCCAAAGUGUCUGCCUAGUGAGGCCCUGACAGAUCCUAAGUAUGAUCAUGUCUUGUUAUUUGAAUAUAAGUAGAAAUACAUUUAUUUCUUUUGUGUAGAUCUUGUAACAGAUUAUAAAUGCAUGCAACUAUUUUCCUACGUUUUAUAUUUAUUUUUUUGCUAUCUCUGUUUUUUUCUGUGCCCCAUUAUAUCUUUUUUUCUAGAUUAUUAUCUUUAAGACUGAGAAACAAAUAUAUCAGUUUACUUUAUCUCCAGAAGGCAGCUGAACAGAUUUACAGUUUCCCCACGUCAGCACUCUCACAAACAACAUAACUGCCAUUCUUACUGAAAUUAUGGAGAAUAUUUGCAUGCAUGUUUUCUAUAGCACUGGAAUGCAUACAACAAAGAUAGGCCAUAAAUAAAGUAAAAAUAGAUUGAAUACAAAAUACUGUUAACUUUUAAAACUAAAAAAGGUUUAUUAUUUUUGCUUGGAUUAAAUGGAAAAACAUUUGUAUCAAUGAGUGAAUUUCUAUAAAGAUGAUGGGAUGUUUGAUAAGAGUAACAAAAAUUUUAGGAGUCAGCUUGGUAAGGUUUAAAGGGACACUAUAGUCACCAGAAAAACUACAGCUUAUUGUAUUUGUUCUGGUGAGUAGAAUCAUUCCCUCCAGCCUUUUUGCAGUAAAUACCAUCUUUUUUUUUUAUAGAAAAUGCAGUGUCUACAUUAUAGCUUGGGGAUACCUCCACUGGCCACUCCUCAGAUGGCUAUCAUAAGUGCUUCCUGGGGUAGUGUGGCACACUGUGCAGUACUGCCAUCCACCCUCUGCAUGCAGACACUGAACUUUACUCAUAGAGAUACAUUGAUUCAAUGCAUCUAUAUGAGGAGAUGCUGAUUGGCUAGGGCUGUGUUUGACUUUUGCGGGCUCUGCCCCUGAUUUGUCUCCUUGACAGUCUCAGCCAAUCCUUUGGGGAAGCAUUGUGAUUUGCUCACCCACCACUUCUGAUGAUGUCAGUAGACAGCAGAAAGGUCAUGGGCAGAGGCAGCAGCUGCAGACUUGAAUACAAGUGAAAUUUUAUUAUGUUAAGGGGGUGGACAAGGGAGCUAGAUGGUGGUUUUAACACUAUAGGGUUACGAAUAGGUGAGGGCAAUCUAUGCAUUACAUCCACUGUAGCUCAUUUGUGCCAGGGUCUUUGGGAAUAUCCCUCUGAUUUUUGUCAAACUAUUUUACAGAGGUUUAACAAAAAUCUGAAAUUGCGCAGGACUCAAUAUCCAGCCCCUGGCUUAGCAAGUAUGAAAUUCAACUUCUGUCCAACUUUGAGUGGUAAAGAUAAGAUGAGAUAAAGAGACUAAUCCUCCCCAACACUCUGAAUCUCUCAUUCCAGUCCAACAGUGGAUGAUCUGAUACAAAAGUUCAUCACAACAAAGGGGCUUUGGUUGUCAGGAGAGUGUCUUAUUUUGUCAAACUACUGAAAAAUGCUUUUAUAGGCAGUGGAAAGAUGGAGUCCAGAGACCAUUUUCCCCUUGACCACUGCAAUUAGCUAAUCUGGUUAUAGUGCUUUUUCCUUUUUUGAUCCCUAAACUUUGUCCCAGGCUGUCUGUGGCCAUAAAAGUAAUUUUUCCAACAUCUGAUGUGAAGACUUGCCUGAGUACAUUUCACCGCUUACAUCGGAUGGGUUUAAAGAAACACUAUAGUCAAGGAAUAGAAACAUGUAUUCCUGACAUGAUAGUACUGAAGAGGGGGCUCAUCAGAAAGAAUUCUUUUGCGCAAAUAUUUACCUCGCAGUAGUGAUUACAAAAUGAUACUUACCUUUAAUCCUUAAAGAGGUCAAAUACCCAGUUUAACGUGUAGGGUUGAUUUCUUUCAUAACACCACACAGGCUAUAUCCCACUCCCAUUUUAUUUAGGGUAUAAAUUGGAUAGGUUGGCUUUUAUGUCCAUAUAAAUAUUUUAUCUUUAAACUAUUAAAAGUUAAGUUUUAAUUAUUUAUACUAGUCAUUAACAGUUCCACACUCUUUGUUUUCUGGCUGUCAUUUAUUCUAUUCCUUAGUAAUUUAUUUAAUAUUGUGCAGAAACCUAUACUGAAGGUAAAUGCACUCUAUUUUAUGCAGUGAUAACGAUUCUUUUUUUGUAUCAGUGUUAGUGAAAGUGUGACUGAAUAUAAAUAAUGUUUUGCAUAGUUAUUUUCACCCCUUAAGGACCAAACUUCUGGAAUAAAAGGGAAUCAUGACAUGUCACACAUGUCAUGUGUCCUUAAGUGGUUAAUCCUGUAUAAAUGUUAAAACAAGGAACAUGUUGACUGAUAGUUGGCCCUAGAGGGUCAGUGUUUACACCCCCAUUUUCUAGAUUUUUGUUGAAAAGUACAUUGGUGAAUGUCAAGAGGAAAAAAACAUUCAAUUUCCACGAUGUUUCAAAGACAAUGCUCGUUUUAAAAUAAAACCACUCCAAAUUUAUUUCUUCGUUUGUGAGAUACAAUGCAAAAGGUUUUUGAAAAGGUCACAUCUUCAUUAUCUUUAAGUACAAUUACUGGACAAGACAUAUAAAUUAGUGUAGACUUUGUAAAUCCCAUUAAGUGGAUUACAGCUUCAACUCGGCAUAAGGAUGGCAAAAGAAAGUUUAUAUACUCCUUGAACGAUAAAAAGACAGAGGGAAGUAAAUGGUGAAAGAUUUGUUUUAUAUGUGUAAUUGAGGUGUGAAAUUUGUUUCCCCCCCAUAAAUAAUAAUAUGGGCAUUUGCACAAAUGACAUAACAUGACUGAAUACAAUCAUAAAAAUAAAUAGUGUAGUUCUGAAUUAAGUUCAUUUUACAUCUAUAAAUGUCUCAUUCUUAGCAGUAACCAUAAAACUAGCCACCAAAAAAUAAUGUAAUAUAAAAGAUACAUAAUGGUUCUAUUAUGGAAAAUAAUGACAAAUCAGGGCUCAUAAAUCAUUUGUCCUUUGUUCAUGAAUUCUCAUAAAUAAAAAGCAUGCAGCUGUUGCCAGAUUGAAAGUGAAAAAUUUAUAAAAACGUCUGUCAUCGUCUGGGAUCUUUGCAUAAUUUGCAAAGACCCUCAGUGGUGACUGCUCUGCUGGCACUGCGGCGGCAAUACUUACUGAACCUGACCCUUGCAGCCGCGGACAUCUUCUUUCUGCUGGCCCUCUUCAGCUGCCAAUGUCAGUCUUGUAAUCUCAAGCAAUCACAAGAGUGCCACACUGAGAUCUACAGAAUCCUCCAUACACACGGUCCUUUUCCCCUCAGUCAUCACUGGUGACGGCUGAGGGCUUGACAUGGCUUAGAUAAAGGUAGCUCCGCCUUUUGUCAAGUGUAGGAAAAAUACUGAGACAAAAUAGUCCUUACUUUAUCUCUGUAUAUACUUUGACUGAGUUGGAGUUUCGAUAUUCCAACAGUUAAUGUGAGUAUUUCAUGAAGAUUUUCUCUUUAUGAAAUAAUUAUUUUGGAGGGGGAAAUGACAAAGGGGAAACUAAGGAGUCUUUCUAAGGGAGAUUGGUUGAGUGCAAGGUAUAACAAGAACUGGAACAUUCAUCUCAAAGCACAGGCAUUAAAUAUAUUUCUGACACAGACAAAGCAUACAUAUGAAAGCUAGAUAUCUAAUGAUCUAGGAUGCUUGUAGUUCUAAAUACGCAAUGCAAAAGAAAACAUUUUUCUGGUGUUCAAAAUGUAAAUUUUUUAUCUGUUCGUCUGUGAUGGUUUCAUUCUUGAUUGUAGGAGGAAACAGAAAGGGCACUUGGGUAUCGUUUACAGUCAGAUGAUUCAAUCUGUGAACACAAAACAUUAUUUUAAGUAACUCUUAAAAAUAACAAGCUUUCACAUCAACUUUCACGCAUGACACCUUGAGAAUGACUGACGAAGGAAUGAACAUCUGUGUUUUUGUUUUUCCAGGAAAGAUGCCAAUCCCUCUGAAAAACCUUCAACAAAUGGCUCUUUAUCUGGGUGUGGUGUCUGGGGGAGGAUGUGGCCUUAUGUAUUAUUUUAUUCAGAGUAAGUACGUAUGAAUGUUAAAUGCUGUCUGUGCUGUGUAAUUUGUAUCCUUUCUAAUAUACCAAUCAUAUUAUCUGUCUCUGUACAGAGGGCAGGGCCGGCCUUAGGCCAUUAGUCGCCCUGUGCAAAAAGUCUUCAUGGCGCGCCCCCCCACCAAGUUGCUUGUAUACAGUCACACACACAGGCAUAGGUAGACAGUCACGCAGACAGUCAGACACGCUCAGUUACAGGCAGACAGUCACACGUGCUCAGUUACAGCCAGACAGUCACAGAGCCAAACACACCGUUAAAGGCAGACAGUCACACACAGUUACAGGCACACAAUCACGAACAGUUACAGGCACACAGUCAAAAGCAGACAGUCACACAUACUUCAUUACAAGCAGACAGUCAUACACACUCGGUUACAGGCAUGCAGACACUCACUCACGCACGCUGAUAGGCACACACACACUCAGUUAAAGGCAGAUAGUCACACAUACAGGCACAGGCACACACAACAGCACAGCUACAGCGACACACACAAUUGGAGUCACACACAGGUAGACAGUCACACACACAGGCAGGCAGACAGUCACACACAGACAGUCACACACAGGGAGGCAGUCACACAGGCAGACAGGCACUCACACACACACACACACACACACAGACAGUCACACACAGACAGUCAGUCACACACAGGGAGGCAGUCACACAGACACAGUCAAACAAACAGGCAAACAGUCACAGACAGACACACAGGCAGUCAGUCAGUCACACACAGACAGACAGUCAAACACAUACACACAGUCACACACACAGGUAAACAGUCACACACAGGCAGACACACACACACACUUACCUCUUGCCAUUAUGGCUGGAAGGGGGAGUGGAUGCAGUUGGAUGAUGGGGAAGCAGGACUCCUUCCUUCUUCCUGUGCAAGAGUUACCAGGGGCUUUGUAUGUAUUAGCCCCGCCCCCGCCUCGCUGUAAGCCCCGCCUCACGAUAAGCCAUGGCCCCACCACCUCAAUUUUAUUUAUUUUUUUAAUAGAGAAUAAUUAGUCCUCCACCCGGGUACCUGUUUUAGCUCCCCUGACAUCGGCCACAUGGCGCCCCCUAGUCCAUGAUGCCCUGCACCCCUAAGGCCAGCCCUGACAGAGGGGCUUCACAUUCAAUAGGGGUUCCUUUCCCCAAGAACAUCUUCAGAGCUUGUUAACCAAGCUACCAAUGUGGUUUUAUACACUCACAGGUAAAAUACAGACACAGUCACACAAACAGGCAAACAGUCACAGACAGACACACAGGCAGUCAGUCACACACAGACAGACAGUCAAACACAUACACACAGUCACACACACACACACACAGGUAAACAGUCACACACAGGCAGACACACACACACUUACCUCUUGCCAUUAUGGCUGGAAGGGGGAGUGGAUGCAGUUGGAUGAUGGGGAAGCAGGACUCCUUCCUUCUUCCUGUGCAAGAGUUACCAGGGGCUUUGUAUGUAUUAGCCCCGCCCCUGCCUCGCUGUAAGCCCCGCCUCACGAUAAGCCAUGGCCCCACCACCUCAAUUUUAUUUAUUUUUUUAAUAGAGAAUAAUUAGUCCUCCACCCAGGUACCUGUUUUAGCUCCCCUGACAUCGGCCACAUGGCGCCCCCUAGUCCAUGAUGCCCUGCACCCCUAAGGCCGGCCCUGACAGAGGGGCUUCACAUUCAAUAGGGGUUCCUUUCCCCAAGAACAUCUUCAGAGCUUGUUAACCAAGCUACCAAUGUGGUUUUAUACACUCGCAGGUAAAAUACAGACACAGUCACACAAACAGGCAAACAGUCACAGACAGACACACAGGCAGUCAGUCACACACAGACAGACAGUCAAACACAUACACACAGUCACACACACACACACACACACAGGUAAACAGUCACACACAGGCAGACACACACACACUUACCUCUUGCCAUUAUGGCUGGAAGGGGGAGUGGAUGCAGUUGGAUGAUGGGAAAGCAGGACUUCCCCAUCAUCCAAGUGACCGCAUAUAGCUUUAUACCCCUUUGCAAGACUCAAAUCAACAGUUCUUGAAUACUUGGAGUCAUCACCAGUUCUUGAGCUAUAUUCCUGCCUAUACCUUUUCAUCUCCAACUCAAGACUGAUUACCUGUAUAUUCAUUGAACUGCUCUUGUUCCUAGAUCUCUCCACCCCCAAGUAUCUAUCAAUUUGCAAAGAUCUACCUCUUUCUAUUUUUGCUAUUUGUUUUAAAUAAAAUGUGCAUCACAAUGGAAAAAUAAUUAUUGCCAUUUAUUAUAAAACAUGUAAAAAAAUAUUAAAUUACCUAAUUGAUUAAGAAGGAGCCGUUCUCACUAAACUCCUGAUAAAAUCCCCUUAAAGGAUUUGGGUAUGCCGUGACAAUACAGACCUCUAUGGCAUAUCAAUCAUAUUGGAUGACAUCACAUGGAUCCUGAAUUCCUUGACCAGUUUUCAGAGUAAAUAAAGAAAGCAUCAUAUGCAUUCAUUUGUAGUAAAUGUACACAUCAUGGACAGACAUACAUAAGAGCAAUUUGUAUUAAAUUUCGACUGUGUUACUAUAGUGAUAAGUGUUCAUGUCCAAGCUGGGGAAAAUCAUAUAUGAGUAUACAACAAAAUUUGGCUGCGGGGAGAAAAGAAGGAAACAGUGAUAAAAGAGUGGGGAAUAAAGACACAUCAGUGAAUUGAUUGGAAUACCCUCCUCCCCACCUCCUCCAUUCCUUCAUUUAAAACACCUAUACAUAUAUAUACACCUAUACCCGAGGAUUGGCAAAUAACAAUAAAAAAGUUAGGCCAUAUUCUUAGUGAUCUCAGCAGCUACAUAAUUCAAUAGUCAUGCAAUAGAAGGCUCUUUAUACAUAAUGUGCCUAGUUCAGACCUGCAUUGAAUAAGGAAGAUGUGUGGCCGUAGUGGGUCGAGAAAAGAGCAAUAUGUAAGGUCAUAUAGUGCAAAGAAUAUUUGAAUGGUUAAUGAAAGCUGACUAGGAGAAUUGAUAUGUCUGAAAGAUAAGAAGUAUUGUCAGAAGAAUGCUCCCUGGUGUAUCCAAAUUAAACUAAUCAGUAUUCUAUUUGUGAUACUUAGAUCAAGCAUUACUGAAUGACCACGUGCUGACUGCUCUUUAUAUUUUUACGUUUACCCAAUUCCUGUAGGACAGGAGUGCUAACAAUAUGUGGGAAUGAUAUACUUCUCUGCAUUUAAGAGCACAAUUAGUACAUUUUUGUAUGAAUUGCAGAUUUGUGAAACAGAAAUGUAUGUAAUAAUUUCCAUUAAAAAAAACAACUGGUAUAUUUUUAGAGACAUUUGCCAAGAAGGAAUAUUACUUGUCUGCCAUUGAGAAGUUGAACAGCAAGUCUGAAGCUCUCGAGCUGCUAGGAGCACCACCUCUAAAAAUCCACUUCCUUCGGCUGACUGACAAAUACAAUCAGGUUAAUCCAUCAGCUGCUCAGGUACAGUGUGAAUAUCUUUUCUAUUAAAACAGCUGUUCUCACUGCUUGUGAAAUUGUUAUUAAAGAUACACUAUAGUCACCAAAACAACUUUAGUUUAAUGAAGCAGUUAUGGGGUAUAGAUCAUGCCGUUUUCUGCCGUUUGGGAGUUAAAAUUUUCUUUUUACGCAACCCGUGCCACACCUUCCUGCACCCUUCCUGUAAAGAGAGAUUUAAUGUUUAAGCUUCCUUUAUUGCAUAGUCUGUUUAAUUUAGAAUUUCUUAUAUCCUGCUUUGUUAAUAGCCUAGGGUGGGGGAGGGCACUCCUGACACCAUAACCACUACAGCACAGCCAGUUAAGAAAAAAAUAAACUUUACUCCUACAUGCUAGAGAUAUUCUUUUUCCUCUGCCAUCUUUAGUAACACCCAUUAUAUUAUAUAGUAUUCUCAGGUUUUGUAAUUAAUUAGAAAGUCAAAUCUCCAGUGCACACUACCACAAACCAAGAACCAUUGGGCACCCACAUAAUAUAUAUCAUUUUUAAAAGUUUUCUUGUGAUAACCAAAAACAAACACAUACACUCUUAUUUAGUAAUAUGCAAAAACAGAUAAAAAAACAUUUCCUGGUUCUGUGUUUAAUUUUUUUCACAACUAGUGCUAAAAAUAUAGAUUCAUUUUCCAUGAUUUCGGAAAUACCUAAUUUGCCCAUGUCCCUUGCAUUCUUUUCCUGGGGGAAUGGGUGGAAUUCAGAAUUUUUAAAAAUUAUUUGCUUUUAACUUUGCCUUGCUUAGAUUUAUCAUUUUGAUUUAAAAAAAAUAUUUUUUAAACAUUUAAAGAAAUACAUUCAGACUCAGUAUGGGGUCUUAUGAGACCUCAAGGAUCAUCUCCGCUCUUAACAGAGGAUCCAGGUGAUGACAUCACCAGGUAUCACUGCACAGCGUAGAAUACUAAUGCUGUAUCAUAGGGUAAAAGACACUUGUUUCUUGUCUUGUGCUGUUUUGACAUAGAGCCACAGAGGUGCAGCAGCUUUCUGUGUGAUCAGACACAGAAAUUGUGAUCAGCCAAACUGGGGGUUUACUGGGGAACUCAAUCAGGGUCUCAUUAGACACCUGGUGUCAUCAAUGAUAAUGUUGUGGGGUGUGACCAAAUGUGGAAGUUAAUCGGAUGGGAGUCACAUCCAGAACAUACAUUUCCUAAUAGUGAUGCUGCUAUAAAGGCCAAAAUAUAUACAAUAUUAAUUCAGAAGCUUGCCCACAAAAAAUACAGUGUUAGAACUUUCAAAGCUCCUUAAAAUCACAUAUUACAUGCGAACUGCAAUACUUACCAAUUAAAUUGCAUCCAGAGACACUACUCAAAUGAAUGCUUUGCUGUGGUCACUUUAAAGGGUUACCUGGUGUGGAGGGGCGUGGUGCUUAACCCAAAAGGAAUAUGGUCAGGACUCUAAAUACCGGUACAUUCAAAUAAAAAUAAGGAAUUGUGGACACACCCAGAACAUGCAUUUCUUAAGAGUGGUGCUGCUGUCCAGACACAAAUAUAUACAAAAUACACAUUAAGGGAACAGGAAAAUAAAAAAUAAAAAUUGUCUUCUCAAAAUCACCUAUUUUAGCCAAUAAAUAUGGGAAUUUAGUCACACAGUAUGGACGUAUCUUGUUUAAGCCCACCACUGCUUCACAGUACUCCAGUAAACCAAAACAUAAACCUCAGUUUACUCCUGACACCACAGCCACUACGGUUUAUUAGAGCAGUUACUUUAGCAAACAUACACGAGGUUACUAAAUGAGGUUAGAUAUGGGCCUAGUCAAGCUUGAAGUAGUUAGUUGGGCUACUGAGAAAAAGAGUGUCACAUUCUUAUACAAUCAGGAUUUAAUGGUUCUGCUCUUAGACCUGGAACAUAUUCAUUCCUAAUCUUCUCCACUGAGUCAUAUUCAGCAAAUAAAGGCAUGAAACUCGUAAAGUUUCCAGAAAGACAAGUACAAAGCAUAGCAGCUGAUGUCAUAUGAUAGGAAUUUGUUAACAACCUUGAAGGGUUCUCUAUAAACCUGUCACUUGGCAUUGAUGUGAACUCAUGUUGUGUCCUUAUGCAUAUGGAAUAAACUCUGGAGAGCAGAUUGCUCCACACCUCUUGCUGUAGCCAAACCUAAUUGUAUAUUGUAGAUGUGUAAUAAUUGCUUCCCAAUGUAGAUAACUACAUAAUAUGCUGUGUAAGCCCUUCAAUGAUGUUAAUGCUAUUCAAUACAUUCAACAGAUCAAAAUUCCAGUGUCAGGAACCAUAUCAGCUGGGUACCUCUAUACCACGUCGGUCAGAGACAGCUUUAGUAAGAGGUGGGUACAUGAAACAUGUACAUGUAUGUAAUAAAGUACUUCAUUGUUUGCUUUUAGAAGUAAAAUAUAUUUUUUUGUUAUUAUUUGUUGUAUCAGACUUUUAAACUCAUUGGAUUAAAUGUUAAAUAUUGUUCUUCCUUGCAUUCGGAUAUUGCUUAGGACAAAUGUUAUUAAAAACAUUCAAACCUUUCAUUGCUUAGGUAUGCAUUCCUUAAGCAAAAAAAAUCCCCCACAAUUUAGUUUUAUUGCUAUCGUCACUUGAAAGGAGAAUAUUACAUAAUAGAUUUGUUUCAAACAUCCACCGCAGUCAUUCCUUAACAAAGUACAUUAGAACACGUUAUUUUGACAUCUAUUUAAAGAUUUACACUAGGGUGGGAAGAAGCACAUGAAAGGUAUUUGAUGAUAACAUGUUACAGAGGAUUAGAUCCUGGCUUUGAACCUGGAUCUUCAGUAAAGGAGCUGCACAUGCAUAAAUGAGAUCUGUGUCAUCUGUGUUUAGUAUUACAGGAACGUGCUCUCUGUCUCUCUCUAUAGAUAUAUAUAUAUAGAUAUAUAUAUAUAUAUUUUUAGUUAUGUUCAAUUAGCCAUUUCCCUUUUGUUGUUUAUUUUACUGGGUCCUUCUUAGAAGAAAAAAAAUAAUCUGUAACAGCUCCAUAUACCAGAGACAGGAGCGUUUUCACUCCACUUGGGCCCCCGUGGCUGGAUUUCCUGGAUGGGGGACGUCUGGGUAACGGGGGACAGGUUCUGAGGCUGCAGAGGAGUUGUGUCUGUCUGUCUGUCUCUUGAUCAUUCUUAUUCUUAGUGCUUUGCAUACUUUGUCUGUCCCCUUUGCUUUUCUUCUCUACUCCCUGCUUUCUCCUAAGUGGUGAGUCUUCCCUGUACCCUAUCCCGCUUUUUGUUUGCUCAUUAUCCAUUAUGCCCUAAUGAAACACAUUAGCCUCUGGAUUCAGUCCAAGGCUUUCCCUGCUCUGCCCGAGCCACAUUAUCUCACAUCUUGAAAGUACAAAAUGUAUGCUGGCGAUUACCCCCCUUUGAACCAGCCCUAUUUGUCACAAUCAAUUAAAGAAAUUGAUUAUUUUGGUUAUAAUAAGAAUAGAUUUAUACUACUAUUUGAAAGAAGAAGUUAUCGAUGAAGGUGAGGACUUUAUUUGGAUGUAUUUUAUGAGAAAUGUAUUCUUCAUGUCAAAUUCAAAUCUAAAAUGUAAGUCUGAAGAUAGAAUCAAAUCUAGGACAAACAUUGCUCUCCAGGGAAAGAUCGGAUCUCAUUCACAGUUUAGGAGUAGUAUAUUACCUGUUAAAGAUUUUUUUUGUUUGGAAUUUGGGGCUCGGUUGCUUUAUUAAGAUCCACAAAAAUAACUAUGGGUACUGUGAUUGGCGAUAUUUUAUAGACUAACCUUGAAUAUUAACAUAGAUCCUGCUCUCUGUUUUAUAGAUGGGAUCUGCAAGAGGUCACUUUACAAUUGAACAAUGGACAGAGGAUUCCUGUUUAUAAUUCAAAUGAUGACCAUAGGGAAAAAGAACUAGAACAAGGACUAUAA